Molecule: messenger RNA, 245 nt
Organism: Amoebophrya sp. A120
Lineage: Eukaryota; Dinophyceae; Syndiniales; Amoebophryaceae
Source: the annotation of a GenBank genome assembly
AACAGAUUCCGAUUGGAGCACGGGGCUUAAUGUUCUCUGCGCGGACACGGUUGUCAGAGCCGGCGGUUAUUGGGAUACAGGGGUCUGAGCAUCGACCACGUGGGGCGGGACAAAAAAAAUGGAGUUCUGUGGAUGUAGAUACUUUUCUCCUCCACCAAUGUGCGAAUGCUCCUGCGGCUAUGAUGCAUUUUGAGUCUCGCCUUUUGUCCUGCUGUGUAUCUUCUAGCUCGUCCUUGUCAACCUGA